GUGUUAGUGGCUCUGCGUCGAAAGGUUUAAUUGAUGAUGAAGCCUAACAUUCUACGGAAUAAUAUUGAGAAGAUUCAAUGUGAACAACUCCAAUUCCAUGGUUUAUAAUACUGUUAUAUUAUGAUAGUAUGCUACACUGUACGAAUUUUAAUUUAUUUUUGAGGAGAUCUGUGUUUAUAAACCUAGAAACAAACGCCCCACCAUAAAAUGAAACAUCAGAACACAAUAAACAGGAAUACUAGCUGGUGGUAAUCAUGGAAACAGAAACAGCAUUAAGCUCUCAGAGUCUGAUCGAUGCUAUCAACAGUGGACAACCAGUCAGCAGAUUGAAUGAGCUUCUGAAACAAGGAGCUGAUGUCAACCAACCCCAAAGUUCAAUGCAACUUCGACCUAUUCACCAUGCUGUCUACAAAAACAACACCGAAUAUAUGAUGUGCUUGAUAGAAAAUGGCGCCGACAUUGAGAUAUCUGACAAGUGCGGCUUUAGACCGCUCCAUAUUGCGGCACGAUAUGGCAGCCUUGAUGCCAUUAAGGUUCUCCUAAAUCACGGUGCCGACGUCAAUUCGUUGGACAUGACCAGCUGCCCAGCUUUGCACCUUGCCUUAUAUAAAGGAAAUACAGAUAUUGUUGAAAUAUUGCUUAAAUUUGGCGCCAAUUCCAAUUUCAAACAUCGUCAUUUUGGUCACGAGAUCCUACAAGUACGAUCAGAUCUACCCGACUGCUUUGAGCUCCUUUUGAAAUAUGGUGCGGAUUCUGAUGUACGCGAUCGCAAUGGAAUGACGCCAUUACACAUCGCUGCGCAAACUGGAAAUAUAUUGUUCGUGUUUCUAUUACUCAGGUAUGGCGCUGAUCCGAACGUGAUUACCAUGCCACCGACGAGGAACCGUGUAACUCCACUUAGGCUAGCCGUCGUUAGCGAAGAGAAGGGAAUCGUUGAACUUCUACUGAAACAUGGAGCAGAUCCUAACCUAGCUGACUCGCAAUUGAACACUCCUUUACAUAGAGCUGCAGCGCAAGGGAACCUUGAAAUCGCAAAACUUCUUCUUAUACAUGGCGCAGACAUCAAUUCUUGCAAUCAUCGACAAUGCCAACCAAUCCAUAGAGCAUGCUCAAUGUGCGACGACACGGAUAUGCUUAGACUUUUGUUGAAAUAUGGCGCGAACCCGAAUGUGCAGACAGAAAGUGGAGAAACACCAAUGCAAUACGUUCUACUAAAACUACAGAGUCUUUUUAACAGUGAUUUAGAUUUCAUCGACAGCAUAUGUAGUGAGAAAUUAAAAAUUCUCAUCAAUAACGGAGCAGUAUGGACAUUAAGUUUCAGUCGAAAUGAUCCAUUUACGCUCCUUCCACUUUUGAUGGACGUGCCCUAUAAAACUGAGACAGCGAACGUCGUGAUUGAGGGAUCAGACACUGUUUGUCUCUAUGACAAUAAUAUGAAUAUUCCUGAAAGGUUACAAGAGCCUCUUCGAUCCCAUUUGAUCACUAUGAACGAUACCCCACGCUCAUUAAAACAUCUAUCAAGGCUGUUCAUACGUGGUUAUUUUGGCAGAAAUGACUUAACAAAGUUAGAGACACUACCUUUACCUAAACAAAUAAUUCAGUAUCUAAUGUUCAACUAAUUGUUAAAUUCAUGAAUUUAUUAUAAGUUGAUGUAUGAUUUAAUUACGAUUCUGUUGAUUUGUGGUUAUUGCCUAUUGAUUGGUUGAUUGAUUGAUAUGUGUGUGAUUUUCUUACGAUAUCUGGUAAUUAUUGAGUAAUUUUGUUUAUUUAAAAAUCACAUAAAAAUAUAAAUACAAUAAUUAAUUUAUAUUUUAUAGAAAUUCGAGAAUAAUAAUAUUAAUUAGGAAUUUAAAUGAGUGGAGCAGCAAAUGAGAGAUGCUUGACUUUCAAUUUGAUGUCUCUGGGUCAAAUCGUGUUAAAGCAGCUUUCAUUGUCUUGUUCGAGAACACCAAUGGGAAACAUCAGUAACCGUCCGACGCUGACUGGUUUACACUCUCGUAAAACGAUGAUUAUUAAUUUAAAAAAAUAUAUAUAUUGUUAUGAUAAUAGCAAAACCUAUGCCUAUUCGUUUUAUAUGAUACAGCAAAGUAUUCAAAAUAUAUAUAUCUAUUAUGUGUAGGCCCUAAACUCUGUAAAUUUACUUAAAGGUAUAUUGUCUGUUAUUGGGUUAAAAAAAGAAAAAUCCAAUUCCAUAUUGAAUAACUUGAAUUUGUAUAUUUAAGUAUGUAAAAACGUCUGUAAAUCAGAAGCUCAUAACAUAUUCAUUGUAAUGAUCCAAUUCAAAAUUAUAGAUUUUUACCGAUUUUUUUUUUGACAUACACUGCAUCUUUAAAUUUCUACAGCAAUGUGACAAUGGAAAAGUAGAUUUCGGUAGGAAAUAUUGUUUGUUUUAAAAAGUCUUGUCUCUUCAGUAUAUGUGCUUUCAUACAGAAAUUAAUAUAGAAUCAAUUAUUAGCAUUUUGAUUUAUAAUUUGUUUUUAAAAUUGGUACUUUUUGGCAAUUUAUAGUGUUUGACUUAUUUAAAAUAAUCUUGUUUCUAGUUGGAAUUGUUUCCAAACUACAUGUGUGUGAUUAAUAAAG
This is a messenger RNA of Anneissia japonica, 2580 nucleotides long. Its product is annotated as serine/threonine-protein phosphatase 6 regulatory ankyrin repeat subunit B-like. Bases 255 to 1619 code for a protein of 454 amino acids. The record is from RefSeq and is a predicted model, not a curated record. Gene Ontology annotation, biological process: intracellular signal transduction. Lineage: Eukaryota; Metazoa; Echinodermata; Crinoidea; Comatulida; Comatulidae. Gene Ontology annotation, molecular function: protein binding. The transcript is spliced from 3 exons.